AUGAAGUUCUCUGCCGCCGGCCUCUUCUUGCUCCCUCUUGGUGCACUGGCUGCGCCAUGCGCCACUACGGCCAGCACUCCGGCCAGCACUUCGAGCGCUUCCAAGGGCAACGUUUCUACUGCUGCAAGCGACAGCAUUAAUGCCUUGUUCGUCGCCAAGGGCAAAACAUACUUUGGCACCGCCGCCGAUCAAGGCACGCUAUCCAAGUCCCAAGUCUCGUCUAUUGUCAAGGCCGACUUUGGACAAGUCACCCCCGAGAACAGCAUGAAGUGGGAUGCUACCGAGCCUUCGAAGGGAAAGUUCUCCUUUACCGGUGCUGAUUAUCUUGUCAAUUAUGCCACCGAGAAUGGCUUAAGCGUCAGAGGCCACACCUUGCUGUGGCAUUCGCAACUGCCCUCUUGGGUCAGUGCUAUCACCGACAAAACUGAGCUCACUUCGGUCAUCGAGAACCACAUAAGCACUAUCGUCAGACGUUACGCCGGCAAGAUCAGGGCCUGGGAUGUCGUCAACGAGAUCUUCAACGAGGAUGGCUCGUUGCGCAGCUCUGUCUUCUCCAAAGUGCUCGGCGAGGACUUUGUCUCCAUUGCAUUCAACGCAGCCCGCAAGGCUGAUCCCACUGCCAAACUCUACAUCAACGACUAUAACCUCGACAGCGCCACUUAUGGCAAGGUCACCAACGGCAUGGUUGCCCACGUCAAGAAGUGGAUCGCAGCCGGCGUACCCAUCGAUGGCAUUGGUUCUCAAACUCACUUGUCGGCCGGUCAAGCCAGCAGCGUUGCUGGUGCCCUCUCUGCUCUAGCUGCUACCGGUGUCUCGGAAGUCGCUAUCACCGAGCUGGACAUCGCUGGCGCCUCUGCUAGCGACUACACCACUGUUGUGAACGCCUGCCUCAACGUCAAGGCUUGCGUUGGCAUCACCGUUUGGGGUGUGAGCGACACCGACUCUUGGAGAGCUUCGUCCUCGCCCCUGCUGUUCGACAGCGGCUACAACAAGAAGGCUGCCUACACGGCCAUUGUCAGCCAGCUGAGCUAG
Molecule: messenger RNA, 1032 nt
Organism: Truncatella angustata
Lineage: Eukaryota; Fungi; Ascomycota; Sordariomycetes; Amphisphaeriales; Sporocadaceae
Product: endo-1,4-beta-xylanase C
Exons: 2
Coding region: 1-1032 (343 amino acids)
Biological process (GO): carbohydrate metabolic process
Molecular function (GO): hydrolase activity, hydrolyzing O-glycosyl compounds
Source: RefSeq, a predicted model, not a curated record